This is a messenger RNA of Antechinus flavipes (yellow-footed antechinus), 4587 nucleotides long. It is a transcript of the gene SLC40A1, whose product is annotated as solute carrier family 40 member 1. Gene Ontology annotation, cellular component: basolateral plasma membrane. Gene Ontology annotation, biological process: iron ion transmembrane transport. Bases 1470 to 3203 code for a protein of 577 amino acids. NCBI's taxonomy places the organism in Eukaryota, Metazoa, Chordata, Mammalia, Dasyuromorphia, Dasyuridae. The transcript has 8 exons. Gene Ontology annotation, molecular function: iron ion transmembrane transporter activity; peptide hormone binding. The record is from RefSeq and is a predicted model, not a curated record.
GAAGGAGAAAGGAAGGAAGGAGGUGGGAAGGAAGGAAGGAAAGAAGGAAGAAGGAGAGAAGAAAGGAGGGAGGGAAGGAGGAAAAGAAGGAGGAAGGAGAGAAGGAGGUGAGGAAGAACUCAGGAAGGAAAGAAAAAAGGGAAGGAAGGAAGGAAGGAGAAAUGGAAAGAAGGAAGAGAGGGAGGAAUAACAAAAGGAAAAGAAAGCAAGGAAGGAAGGAAGGAAGAAAACGAAGGAAGAAAAGAAGGAAGAAAAGAAGGAAGGAAGGAAGGAAGGAAGGAAGGAAGGAAGGAAGGAAGGAAGGAAGGAAGGAAGGAAGGAAGGAAGGAAGGAGGAAAGGUAAAGAAGAGAGAAACAAAUAGAAGCCUUCUGUUUGGGUAACUAAAUUAAGAGACGCAAUUUACGUAAGGUUACGUAAAGAGCUUGGGAUUUGAACCUAAUUCUUUUCCCUUAUACUGUGUGUGAUCACAGUUCGCUAAACACAAUAUGUACAUCACGGCACACAGAUAGUUGAAGAAAAAAGAAUGACCAGUGAGGCUAUUUUUAUGAAAUGGGCCCCACAAUAGAUUCUCCUUUACUGGAAAAAUCCCCGUUGAUGAUUCGAGACUUUCACAAAGUAUUAUACAACCUGUUGUAUCCCCACCCUCUGGUGCUAGGACAGAGUAUGCACAAGUAACUUCACCGGAGAACGCCUCCGCGUCCAAGACCAAGCACAUCCCCUCCCUCUAUCCCACACCCCCGUCCCCUUCUUUCCAGGCUCGCGCAUUACCACUCCCUCCCACCCCCUGCCCUAGGUUCUCUUCGUCCUCUUUCUCUGCACGGGAGAAAACCCGGACAACUGGAAUUCCCACGCACGAAAAUGUUCUCAGGCUUCCCACGUCUCUUGCGCGGAGGUCCAAAUCCCGUGAUUUCAGUGCAGCUUUUUAUUGCUAAGAAUGAAGAUUCUGCCUCCAUGGAGGCGACUCGAGUACAGGGCGCAGAGGGAUGCACCGCAGUUAGACUGUCAGCGCCCCGCACUCUCAGGAGUGAGCUCACGUGGGGCGGACGCUAGCCAGAUGCCCGCCCAAGCUCCACCCCCAGGCCCGGUAUAAGAGCUUGGUGGCGGCCCUUGUCUGGAUGACAGCCUCAGCUGCUGGGAGCCUCUCUUGAGGCCCCCCAACAGCCAUCCGGAGCCUUCUGCCCUUCUCCUCUAGCCAUAAGGCUAUAGCUUUCCAACUUCAGCUACAGUGAUAGCUAAGUUUGGAAAGAAAAAAAAAAGAGAAAUCCCGGAUUGUCCCCAAUUCCUUUUUUAAAAAUUAUUUUUUAAAAAAAGUUUUUUAGAAAAUUUGUUUUGCUUCCUUGCUUUUUUUUUUCUUUGAUGGUGCUGUCUCCAGUUAUUUGCACUCCACUUAACGACAAAAACUUCAAAACAUCAUUAGCAGCAGCAACAGCAGAGGACAAAGAAAAGUCAAUAAGAAACGCCUGUUGUCAUGACCGACAAAAAUGACCAAAACACUCGUGGAGGAUGCUGUGGAUCCUUUACAAACUACAUUACUUCUGCAAAAUGUCUACUCUACUUUGGUCAUGCUCUAUCCACCUGGGGAGAUCGGAUGUGGCAUUUUGCAGUAUCUUUGUUUCUGGUUGAGCUCUAUGGAAACAGCCUGCUCUUAACUGCUGUCUACGGACUGGUGGUGGCAGGCUCUGUUCUGAUCCUGGGAGCCAUCAUUGGAGAUUGGGUAGAUAAGAAUCCCAGGCUUAAGGUGGCCCAGACUUCUUUGAUUGUACAGAAUGUUUCAGUCAUCAUAUGUGGUUUCAUCCUAAUGAUGGUUUUCUUACAUAAAACUGAUCUUCUGACCCUAUACAAUGGAUGGGUUCUUACUUCUUGUUAUAUCCUGAUCAUCACUAUUGCAAAUAUUGCAAAUUUAGCUAGCACUGCAACUGGGAUCACGAUUCAGAGAGACUGGAUUGUUGUUGUUGCAGGGGAUGACAGAAGCAAAUUAGCAGAUAUGAAUGCUACAAUCCGGAGAAUUGAUCAGUUAACUAAUAUUCUGGCUCCCAUGGCUGUCGGUCAGAUAAUGACAUUUGGCUCUCCAGUGAUUGGCUGUGGAUUCAUUUCUGGAUGGAAUUUGGUGUCUAUGUGUGUGGAGUACUUCUUACUCUGGAAAGUUUAUCAAAAAACUCCAGCUCUGGCUUUGAAAGCUUCUCCAAAAGCAGAUGAAACAGAACUGAAACAGCUGAAUUUACAUAAAGAUAUUGAGUCAAAUGCCCAGGAAGGAUCCCAUCUAAUGGGUGAAAAAGAUCCUAAGAAGUAUGAGUUUGAGAAUGAAAAAGAACCUGGCUGUGCUUCCCAGAUAGCAGAACCUUUCCAUACUUUCCGUGAGGGAUGGAUCUCAUACUACAAUCAACCAGUAUUUCUUGCUGGCAUGGGUCUUUCUUUUCUUUAUAUGACUGUACUGGGCUUUGACUGUAUUACUACUGGCUAUGCCUAUACUCAGGGUCUGAGUGGCUCAGUGCUCAGUCUUCUCAUGGCAGCCUCAGCCAUCACUGGUAUUAUGGGAACGGUGGCUUUCACCAGACUACGAGAAAAAUGUGGCCUGGUUCGAACAGGUGUGAUCUCUGGAAUAACCCAGAUGGCCUGUUUGACCCUCUGUGUGGUCUCUGUUUUCAUGCCUGGAAGUCCUUUGGACUUAUCUGUUUCUCCCUUUGAAGAUAUCCGUAAUAGAUUAAUACCAAGUAAGGAAUACUCCCCAGUAGCAUCUACAGAAGAACCUGAAACUUUCUUCACAACUGGAAUGUACAAUUUACUAAAUGAGUCUUAUCCUACUAAGAUAUAUACAGAGAUGAGUCCAAAGCCUGUAUCUUUAAUCUCUGUCAGUCUACUGUUUGCUGGAGUCAUUGCUGCUAGAAUUGGUCUUUGGGCCUUUGAUUUGACUGUGACACAGUUACUGCAAGAAAACGUAAUAGAGUCGGAACGAGGCAUUAUCAAUGGUGUACAGAACUCUAUGAAUUAUCUUCUAGAUCUUGUGCAUUUCAUCAUGGUCAUCUUGGCACCCAAUCCUGAAGCUUUUGGUUUACUUGUGUUAAUUUCAGUCGCUUUUGUGGUAACAGGCCACAUGAUGUAUUUUCGAUUUGCUCAGAAAACUCUUGGAAAUCAGCUCUUUCUUUGUUGUCCUGAUAGAAAAACAGUCUCCAAUGAAGCAGAAAGUAAUGUGUCUGUUGUGUAACACAGUUAGGCAAUUGUUGCUAUCUCUGUUACUGAAUUGUAGCACCAGUCCUUACUUUUAGGGCACCCAUAAAUGGUCAAGAUGUUUCUUUUGAAUUUAUGACAGUUAUGCCUUAAGGCAUGAGCUUCAAAGAAACUAAAAGUUUGCAAAUAGUAGUUAAGGAGAGUCCCCUUAGUAUCUAGGGAUUUAAACAACUAGGAAAAAUAUUCCAUCAAGUAAAAUAUGAGGGAUAUUUGGUAAUGCUGAAGCUCCACUUUUGCCCUAAGGGUACAGAGAAUCUAGCAUAGAAAUGCAAUGUUUUUGCUUUAAUAUAGCUGCUUUUUAAUAGAUGUCCAUUGUUAGGUAAACAAUCAGGUAGAUUGCUUCAGAAUUCAGAUGCAUUGUUUGCUCCUGAAAUGGUAGUUGUACUCUUUUUUUUUUUUUUUCUGAGUAAGGCUAGCCUUAUGUUCCUCAUAUCUUAUCCCCAUCAUUUAGGUGUAGUUAUUAAAAUAAUUUCUCCUCCAGCCAUGAAAAUUAGAAUUUGUUAACCUGGUCUCAGUAUUAUCCUAUUGAUGGUUGAGAGUUUGAGAGAGAUGUGAAAAGUUUUGAUACUCAUAUAGUACUUAUUUGCCAUGGAUAUUUUAGUUGAACUUGGGAGAAGACAUUUAUUUUUAUUAUUACCACAUGGUAUAGACUAGAGCAAAAUAUAUUACACAUGUAGCACUUCAUAUAACAGAUUAACAUAAGCUGCAGAUGUAGUUAUAAUAUAGCAUUAUAACCAUCUUAACAUAAAGAUGCAAGGCAUGCUGAAAGUAGUCUUCAUAUGGCAAUAACUGGAUUAUAUAAACUAGAAGCUAGAAAUGAACACGAAAGGGGCAUAUUUGAAUUUUACUCCUGCCACUGAAUUAAAUCACCUCUAUAAUUUUGGUGAGUUUUAAACUUGGUGAGAUCUAUAUAAAGUAUGAAGAGUAAACUGGAAAAGUUUUUGUUUUAUAAACCAUCAGACUUACUUUUAAGCAGCUUUUAGUAAAAUAAUUCUAUCUGUCCUUUUUUUUUUUUGUAGCCAGAAAUUAUUUUAAAAUAGUUGCUUAGCAAGGAUGGGUUCAUAAAUAUUUUUCAUUGAAAUAUCUUUAGAAAAAUGUAAAGGACUUUUGAAUUUUGCUUUCUGAGGUUUACCAGUCAUCAUUGAAUAUGCCAGCACCAAGUUGGUACUUUGGCAUUAGCCAUUGAUGCACUUUCAUGGAGACUGCAAUAUGUUGCUAUGAGCACUUUCUUCUUUGUGUGUAUGUGUAUGUGUGUUAAUGUUUAAGCUUUUCCUUCUUCUUUUUUCAUUUUCCUACAAUAUGACCAUGUGAUUUACUUUGUUGUAAAAAGAAUCUUUGUAAUAAAUAUUUCUAUAUAAAAA